GGUCACAUAUCCAACUUGCACAGUUUUGUCUCACAAAACCCACUUGAUAGUAUAUUCUGAAAGCUCUGGAAGUCGAAGAUAUAUGCCUCUUCUUCUAUAUAAGUUAGAUAGCAAAGCCAAAGUCUCUCAGUGCCAUAACCAUUUGUUUUAGUAGAUAUUUUCAGGUUACUUAUUGGCCUACAGAGACAUCCUAAAAUUAUGGCUCAAAUAGCGAAGAUUGAGGUUCAAGCAGAGAUAAAGUCUUCAACUGAAAAGUUGUAUGGCUUCUUUAAAAACCAAAUGGGACGUUUGGUUCAGAUGUUCCCUCAAAACUUCAAGAGUUGUGAAAUACUUGGAGGUGGUAAUGCUCUCACUUCUGGCACCAUCAUGUCUUGGAAAUAUGACCUUGGCAGUGGACCAAUGUCAGUGAAACUAAAAGUUGAAGAUGCAGACGAGGAGAAUAAAUCGAUUUCGUUUGUAGUUCUUGAUGGAGAUCUUCUGAAGUUGUACAACACUUUCAAGCCAAAAAUUCAUAUUUUUAAGGACAGCAAUGGUAAUGCCCAAAUCAAGUGGUCUAUUGAAUUUGACAAGGCAAACCAAAAUGCUCCCAGUCCAAGUAGCUAUUUGGAUUUGGCAAUUAAGGUCUCUAAAGGCCUCGAUGCUUACCUUUACAAUAAUUGAAUUAGAUAUUGGCUAGAUAGUAUCAGUACCUUGUUGUGAUGUGUAUGUAAUUCAAUAUCUGAUUGUAAAAAUUAAGGACUUUCUUUAUUUGGAAGCCAAAAUAGUUAAAUAAGACUAUUAGGUCUGUAAAGAAGUUUAUGUUUACAUGUUUUGAAAUGUAUGUUGCUCUAUUCUAAUUCACAUAAACAA
Molecule: messenger RNA, 849 nt
Organism: Ziziphus jujuba (common jujube)
Lineage: Eukaryota; Viridiplantae; Streptophyta; Magnoliopsida; Rosales; Rhamnaceae
Product: MLP-like protein 34
Exons: 2
Coding region: 199-660 (153 amino acids)
Biological process (GO): defense response
Source: RefSeq, a predicted model, not a curated record